Acaulospora morrowiae is the source of this 915-nucleotide messenger RNA. NCBI's taxonomy places the organism in Eukaryota, Fungi, Glomeromycota, Glomeromycetes, Diversisporales, Acaulosporaceae. The record is from the annotation of a GenBank genome assembly.
GAUGCCAACAUUGACGUUAAUGAAAUCGGUGAAGUUAUAUUGGUUGGCGGUAUGACUCGCAUGCCUUUAGUCACCGAAACGGUGAAAUCGAUUUUCAAACGCGAACCCACCAAGAGUGUAAACCCAGACGAAGCCGUGGCCGUUGGAGCAGCGAUUCAGGGUGGUGUAUUGGCUGGUGAAGUAACGGACAUUUUACUCCUGGAUGUUACGCCAUUAUCACUUGGCAUUGAAACGCUCGGCGGUGUGUUUUCACGACUUAUCAACCGAAACACCACCAUUCCAACAAAGAAAUCACAAGUGUUUUCAACGGCCGCUGACGGUCAGACAAAAGUGGAGAUCAAAGUAUAUCAAGGCGAACGGGAAUUAGUCCGAGAUAAUAAGUUACUCGGUAAUUUCCAAUUGGGUGGUAUUCCGCCAUUGCCCAAAGGAGUUCCACAAAUCGAAGUCACAUUCGACAUUGAUGCGGAUGGUAUUGUAAAUGUUGCAGCACGGGAUAUAGCAACGGGAAAAGAUCAAUCUAUCACCAUCGCUGCCUCAUCUGGGCUAAGCAAGGACGAAAUUCAAAAUAUGAUUUUCGAAGCCGAACGUCACGCCGAAGAGGAUCGCGAAAAGAAAGAAACCAUAGAGGCAUCCAAUCGUGCCGAGGCUACAAUUAGCGACAUCGAAAAAAGCAUGAAUGAAUUCAAAGAUCAGUUAGAUCAAACAGAGGCUGAAAAUAUUAGAUCCCAGAUCCAAUCCUUACGAGAUCUGAUGACUAGAGCACAGGCUGGCGAAUCCGUCAAGGUUGACGAAAUCAAUAAUAAAAUUGGUGAAGUACAAAACGCUAGCUUAAAGUUGUUUGAAAUGGUAUACAAAAAGAGAGAGGCAGAAAAUCGAUCUGAUGGCGGGGAAGAUGGAAGUUCAAAAUCUGAAUAA